AUGUGGCUCCCUUUGCGCUUCUGCCGUGCCUACUUAUGUGAAACCAGAUUGUCUUGGGAUACUUGCCAUGAUCGCAAAAAGUUUUUUAUUUUAUCAAUGUUUCCUUAUCCUUCUGGAAAUUUGCAUAUGGGGCAUCUACGUGUUUACACAGUGGCGGAUGUCUUGGCUAGGUUUUAUCGUCUUUUGGGUUAUUCAGUCAUUCAACCGAUGGGCUGGGAUUCCUUCGGCCUUCCAGCCGAAAAUGCAGCUAUAGAUAAAGGUGCGCUUCCAAAGGAAUGGACUUACAAAUCUCAAUUCGAUUCCGACAUGCUUUUGAGUAUAAACUGGGAUAAAGAAUUAUCUACCUGUGACCCAAAUUACUAUAAGUGGACCCAAUAUAUAUUUACACAACUUUUUCAUCGAGGACUCGCGUAUCAGAGAUUUGCCAAGGUUAACUGGGACCCUGUGGAUGAAACUGUAUUAGCUGACGAACUAGUUGAUAAUGAUGGGCGAUCCUGGCGUUCUGGAGCUGUCGUUGAACGAAAAUCACUUCGUCAAUGGUAUUUUCGGACGUCUUUAUAUUCACAGUCAUUACUGGAUAGCUUAUCGACUAUUCAGGGCAUGCAGUGGCGUGAUGUUAUUAACCUUCAAAAAGGCUGGCUUGGUUCCCUCACUCAUACGCUUGUAGAGUUUGACCUCAUUCCCGCAUCAUUACCUGUAAAGAAGGCUUCCACACAAAUUACCCCAUCAGAUAGCGCUGAACAAAGUUUACAGGGGCAACGUAUCAGCGUUUUUCACCUCCACCCUAGUCUUAUAGUCGCAGAUGCAUUCGACUUCCUUUCCGUUGGGCCUGAUAGCCCCUACUGGUCCGAAAAAUUCAGGCGAGUGAGUUCCCUUUAUUAUACUAUUUUUAUACUAUAA
Messenger RNA from Protopolystoma xenopodis, 900 nucleotides. NCBI's taxonomy places the organism in Eukaryota, Metazoa, Platyhelminthes, Monogenea, Polystomatidea, Polystomatidae. The record is from the annotation of a GenBank genome assembly.